GACCCUUUUGUGUUAGGCUCUCUAUCUCACAAUCUAUAAAGAAACGCACACAACCUCUCUAAUUAAAACUAAGCCUUACACCAAUCUACGCCCUCCAGCCACCCUAUCGCCGCCGUCUCCGCCGUCGCAGCGGCAGCUCUUUUAGUUUCUUUCUUCAAUUACAAGCUCAUAACAUCUGGGUUUGGAAGCAUUCUUUGUUGGCUUAAAGUUGUUAACCAGUAUCUUAGAUUCAUUUCAUCUUCAUUGAAGCUUCGGAACAUUGAAUUUGGAGUAUGAAGAAAAUCCAUUGAAGGCAUAAUAAACGACAUUUUUUUAAUUAUAGAAGGGAAAUAAAAGAAGACAAUGGCUGCAGCCACACAACAGCAGCAACAACAAGUAACAACAACUAAACUGUCUUCAGAAGAAGAGGCUUUGAAGAGGAAUACAGAUUGCGUUUAUUUUCUUGCUUCUCCUUUAACCUGCAAAAAGGGAAGUGAAUGUGAGUACCGCCAUAGUGAAUAUGCUCGGGUUAAUCCAAGGGAUUGCUACUAUUGGUUGAAUGGGAACUGCUUGAAUCCGAAGUGUGGAUUUCGUCAUCCACCUCUUGAUGGCUUGUUUGGAAGCCAAGCAGUAACUCCUACUGGAUCUUCUGCGCCCAAGUUGCAUAUGGCGGCGGCACCUGCCUUGCCCACUUCCCAAAAUCCUGGGAAGCAAGCUGUCCCAUGCAUAUUCUUUCAGAAGGGACUGUGCUUAAAAGGCGAUAAAUGUGCUUUCUCACAUGGACCGAGUCCUGCUAGUAACAAACCAUCACUCCCAGUAGUACCUUCAUCCAGCUCUGAACACCCACCUCAAAGAAAGACCUAUGGAGGUCCUCAGAAAUUCAUGCAAGAUCAGAAGAUUCCACAAGCAAGUUUCUCAAAGACAGUUGAAGCAUCUGCUGAAGCUAAACCUGCGGGAAAACCGGAGUAUGCUUCACACAGAAAUGGAGAAGUUGAGAAGAAUCUACCAUCUUCUAAAAGCAUUGAUGGUGUGGUUCCUAAAUACAAAGCGACAAAUCUUCAUGCUGGGGUAAAUGGAAACUCAAGUCGUUUCGAUCGUUUGCAUCAGUCACAAGUUCCAGAGGAUCAAAGUUUUCAGAACGGUAAGGACGCUGAUGAAUUUUUGAAGGAGUCAUCUCCUGGUUUUGAUGUUCUUGUAGAUGAUGAGUUGAGAAAUUCUGAUUUUUAUCAUGGUGAAGAUCAAUACGGAAGGACAACUGGUCAUGAAGGAAGGAGCUUGAAUCCUAUGGAUGAGUAUGAUAGGGGUCAUUCUGCUGAUUAUGGACCAGUGGAUGACAUUGACAGAGAAGCUUAUCGUGAUCCAAGAGGCUAUGAUUCCUACAAGCGCAUGCAGGGGCGGUAUGCUUGGGAUCAGCGUAGGUCUUCAUCAGAAAGAAUGGCGUUAGGGCCAGCUCAUCCAGAAAGGGGAGUUUAUUCUAAAGCAGAUAGCCCUGAACACGCUGAUGAUGUGGAUCUCCGUUACCGUCUAUCAAAACAUAGAAGAGUUGAUGGGUUGAGAUCAGUUGUCAGCCAUGAUGUUAUCCAUGACAAUCAUGCUGAGGAGAGAGGGUAUCGUAGUUCUUCAAGAGGGAACUCCCACAACAUUAGUAGUCGCCUUCUUGGUAGAUUAAAGCUUCCAGGAAGAUCUUCCGAUGAGAUACGUUCAGAAAGGGAAGUAGAGAAGGGUAGGAGUAGGAAUAGAUUGUCGCCAGGGAGGUCGCAGAUACCGUCUCAUCAAGGCAAGCUUCGUGACAGAAUGAAAGCAAGGAUGGGCGAUGAUUACGAUAAUGAACGGAGAAGUCUUACAGGUAAUCGAACAGGAAGAGAAAUGCCAGAUGACAGAAAUCCUGGUUUUUCUGGUCCUAAAAGUCUUUCCGAGCUGAAAGGAGUAUUAAAUACGGAGGGUAUGACACAGCAAUCAAUUAGAAAGAGAAAAUAUUUGGAUGGCCAUCAACCAUCUGAAGGUGACCUAUCGUUUGAAGGGCCAAUGCCUCUCAGCGAGAUUCUGAAAAGAAAACGAGAGGCUGGAGGAGCGGGUUCUGGUAGCGGGAACUCCUCAUCUAACAAGGAUGACAUUAAUCGGAGAGAAAUUAAAGCAACAGUUGCAGAGACUGAGGAUGAAGCGGACAGACGAGUGGUUAAAGAUGAAGUUUCCAAAUCUGUAGAAAAUGCUGAAGUUGUUGAUAAUGAGCAUUAUUCUUCUCAGCUACGUAAUCCAAGUGAGCCUGAGACUGAAGAUGGAAUGAUAGUUGAUGAUGGCGUAGAAGAAUAUCAAGAGUACGAAGGCGAUGAUCACGGUGAGGGAGAGUAUGAAUACGAGCAAGGUGAUGAAGGGGAGUAUUAUGAAGAGGGUGAAAAUGUAGAAGGUGGAGAAGAAUAUGUAGAAGAUGAGGAGGGGGAUGUGGUUGGAGAAGGAGAUGGGGACGGAGAUGAUUUUGCGAAGAAAAUAGGUGUAAUGUUCUCGUAAGAGGGCAUUAUGAAGCUGACACAUUUUGCCGUUCUAUCGGCUGAUUUGUCAGCUCGAUUGCGAAGGGCGGAUAAAUUUUCACUUUAGUAGUAAUGUCAAGUUGUUCUGAGAGGAUUAAGUUAAAAGUUUUUUAGUUGUAUGUAAAACUGAUUGAAUGGGAAUUUUUCUUGUGCUUGGGGUGAUUAGCUUUAGCCCUUGAGCUCUGCUUGCCCAGAAGGCACGAUUGUAACAGUAGAAAUUUAAUAAGAAACCUGCUGCUUUUUCUAAA
Molecule: messenger RNA, 2752 nt
Organism: Mercurialis annua (annual mercury)
Lineage: Eukaryota; Viridiplantae; Streptophyta; Magnoliopsida; Malpighiales; Euphorbiaceae
Product: zinc finger CCCH domain-containing protein 17
Exons: 5
Coding region: 343-2484 (713 amino acids)
Molecular function (GO): metal ion binding
Source: RefSeq, a predicted model, not a curated record